GUGAACCUCUGAAACUCCCGAAAGUCCCGGAAACACCGGCAGAGAUCUAUUUUGCAAUUUUCAACGACAGCGUUGCAGAAGAGAGAUUCUCGCUGAGAUUCUCAGACUCCCGGAAGAGACUUCGAGGAGGAAGAAUUGGAGAUAACUCGGGCGUAGUGAGCACUCGCCAGAUUUUUCACGGUAAUCGACGUAAUCGCUCUUUCUUACACAACACUAUAAAUUGCAGCUCGAUCUAACGACAGCCCGGUCGUGGUACGGUCGUGCGAGGAAAACUCGACGGGACUCGACGGGACUCGACGGGGGAAGAGAGGAGGCGAGGAGGCAAAAAAAAAGGCGUCCUCGCGCGUACGAGGGUUGCAGGAAGAGCUCGCGCACGUGAGCUCGCACACCUCCGCUUUUCUUCGGCGCCGGCAAAGGCGGACGGCAUCAACGGGCAAAGGCGUCCUUCGAGCCGGCUUCGCCGUCCUUGUCUAGCCCGAAAUAACGUUUCGUUUCGUACGCGAGGCGCACAUGGGCGUUUCUUCGUGCGGCUGCCAGAUGCGUGGGUGGUGGCAGUGAAGAAGAGAAGGAGAGCACGAGCUGCGAGGCAAGCGAUCAUAUGGCAGUGCCGCCGAUGGGGCUCCCUCCUGGCCUGGCUUGUCAGUGCUUCGUGAAGUGUUGCGCCGUAGCCGUGCACGGCGCAACACUUGCGUCAAUCCCUGACCGAGCACGACCCUGGACACGGACGAAGCGUCCGUGAUACCUCCUCGGCGGGGCAACGUGCUUCGCGAGGAGGAGAGAGAGAGAGAGAGAGAGAGAGAGAGACGCGCGACGUCUUCGCGCGAGCUUUUCACUUCACUUCGCGGCCGCUCCGGCCGCUUUCCUCCGACCAAGCUUCGAAAGCACGAAGGGGAACUAGUGGAAGCCGCGAUCUCCGGAGGAGAUCGAAGCGACGCCUCGACACGGCGGGAUCGUAAUUGGCUUAAUGUUAAUUGAGUGUCAAAUGCGCGCGUGGAUGCGCUCGACGACGAUGCGAUCGCGCGCAGUGUGCCCGCGACGACGACGACGGUCUCUCGUGCAUGCUUGCGAACGGAGGAGGAAAUAGGCUCGCAGGCUCAGCCCUCCGUCAUCGAUCAGCCCCGCGCGCGAAAUCUGUCGUUGACAUGUGAUAGUAAAGGCAAACAAUGGGUAACUUGUUGUGAAGUGCGAGAACGUCGAUGCUCGUUCGUUCCAAGUGAUCGUCGAAGCGACAUGACUUGUUCCGCCUCGAGCGCGCGGUCUCUCUUCGCCGUCGCGAGUUUAAGCCGAGUGACCUCGGCUGAGUCGCAGAACGCGUGAGGAUCGUACAAUGCGGACGAAAUUAACGGCGGACCGCUGAAGGUAUCCCUCGUGGCAGCCCCAGGACGCGUUCCUCGACGGAGAAGGUCAUCAUGGCAGUCGAUAACCCGUCUUACUUCUCGCUGUCCGGCGAAGCGUCUUCGUCGGCGGCGAGGACGACGACGAUGACGACAGCGGCGACGACGACGUCGCCUAGGAACCACAGCAGCGGCUUCUCCGCGUUGUUCUGGAGGAGACCCAACAACAGGAUGGGAACCGCCAUCUCUCAGGGUGCUGUCCUCACGGAGCCCACGUCCGGUGUCCCGACGCACCACGACGCUCGAGGUAACGCGUCGGACGCGUCCACGCCGACGGAGGAGCGCGCGCCGAUGCUGUCGCAGAACGGCGCGGUGCAGCCGGGUUCUGGCAAGAGGAGAAGCUUCCGGAACCUCUUCAGGUCCGUGAGCGCGAACGCGGAUAAUGAGAGGACCCAGAAGUUCCUCAAGGGCGACCCGAGGCCCUCCGAUGUCGCGCCGCCAUCGUCAUAUCUUCCUUACAGGUCGCAUUCGCAUUCCGAGAAAGACCGGCAUCGUCCUGGCCGCGGCAGAAGAGUCCUGAAAUCCGCAAACGAGCUUCUGUCCAAUGAGAGAGACAUGAUUUACUGCGGUUUGACAGGCAACUGCAAGGAUCGCAACAGCGACGUGGACGGCAACGCCGACGACGACGACGACAACGACGACAACGGCGACGACGACGACGACGACGACGACGACGCGCAGGAGGUUUUCCUCGGCGUAAACGAUGCCAGAUAUUAUAACAUCUCGUCUACGCUUCCCGCGUCUGGUUCCACAACGGUCUGCCAACGGAGGCACUCAAUCGGCACUUUCCUCGGGAAAGAAGCCGCCGCAUCCGGCAGCGCCGCGGCUACUCUAUGCCAGCAAACGGCAGGAUCUAGGAAUCAGCUAGAAGCGGACGCGCCUGCCGCUCCGGUAUUUCUCGACGAUACCGACGGCGGCCCCUCCAACGAAGAAGGACCCGUCGCCUGCGCCAGGACAAGACACAGGAGGCGCAGAAACUCGUCCAAUAAGAGAUCACACUCAACGACGAGGGAUGGACACGCGGAAGAUGACGUCCUCUUCGUCUCUAGCAAAGACAGCGAGGCUUCCAAGUUGUGGACCAGCUACCUGUCGGCAUGCUUCGAGCAAAUCAGCCGGCAACAAGGACGACCACCGUACAGAAUACGUCAAGUGGCGAUCGAGGAGCCAAUAGCCCCGAAAAUGGAGGAGAGGAUCCGUUCUUCUCGUCUCCAGGUCGUCGUGGUCUGUCCAGUUCUGUUGGAGCGCGUCCGCGCUAAUCCGGAGCAGACCGUUCACUUGACCAGACACCUGGUCAACGAGAAGGUGCUGGCGAUGAUGCUGGGUGUUCACGACAGCUACAUCAACGACAGUCACAAGUCCAGCUUGGUCUGCUACGAUCAGUGGAGAAAAUUCUUCGUGAAGGAUCAAGACGAGACAUUCGUGGGCGAAUUAUUGGGCGCGGCUGUCGGCAUUCUGGGCACCGCACCGCCGCCGGCGCUUAGGGCCGACAAGACUGCAUUCUCCGUGCACCCGAAGAAAGUGAAACUGGGACAAAACAGAAUAAUCGUUCUGCUGAACGAUCCUUUGACCGUCGAAGAUCACGUUUCGGUAGUCAUCGAUCGUUGCGGCGAUGCGAUCGACAUAAGCAACGUGAAGAGGAGGAAUCCUUACGCGCUGCAGUUCUCGAUACCAGAGAGAUGUCUCGAGGUGUCCAUGCUGGUGGGCGUGAGAAUAUCCAAGAACGGCUGUUCACUUGGCGUUAGGCAAGUCAAGUGCGAGAGCAGGCUCCGAGAACUCGAUCAGAUCCUCAGAGCGCACGAUAAUCCUCUCGAGUUUAUGUGCCAGACUUUCGGCUUCAGUUCUACCGACAGGGAGCAGUUGGACAAUUGGAUGGUCCACGCGUUUCAGAAGAACAUCCCUCCUCACUUCAAUCUCCUAUCAACUCCGAGCGGUUUGGUGCCUACCCAUAAGAAACACACGAGCCCCGAGGAGAGCCCGACAUUGCUACACUUCGCCGCGCGAUUCGGCCUGGAGAAACUAGCAUGGCAGUUGCUGGAAUGUCCAGGCGGCGACCUGGCCUGCGACCUGCGAAACAUCUCCGAAAUGACACCCGCCGAUCUCGCGGAGCAAGGCGGACACACGAGACUGGCGCAUCAGUUGCGGGGUUACAUGCAAAUAAACGAGUUCUCCAACAUGUACAGCUACCUCAAAGUCAUAAGCGAGACGACGACUAAUCGACCAACAGAUCACGACCCCCCCGCGACGGAUGCCCCACUGACCGCAACUGCGAAGCAGCAGACCAGUAACGAGAACGAAGACUACUGUCUACCGAGACCUCUCAGUGAGGCUUACUUGGUGCCGCCUAUCGCGAGACCUGUAACGACUCUGAUCUCGAGCCUGCAAACGACGACUGUCAGCACGACGAUGAGCAAUCUCAUAGCCGCUAAUUAUUCGGUCGUGCCAACGCCGACCCCGGUAAUAUUACCGUUCACAACCGCGACUUGCAACCCUUCGAAUGGACUGGACCCGUCUCUCCAGGAUUACAUGCAAAUGUACCCUGUCGGCUCGAAAAUUUCAACGACAAACACAACGAAGCUGCUGUCGUCUCGAACGGGCACACCCACGCAGUGUACUCGUUUGGAGUCUCAUCAAGGUUCUUCGGCGAUACGAGAGGAUAAUCCCAGUCCAAAGAUCAGCCAGCCUCCUGCCUAUGGUAGAACCUCGUCCAACUCCAGCAGCUCCAAGUCCAGAGAGCCGUCCGGCCCUCAGGACGAGUUGCUGGAGAUUAUAAACGACUUCAAGAACAACGUCUUCACGAUCUCCGAGGUGGAGAGGCUCGUCGAGAAUUGGCAGAAGCGGAACGACGUGCAGCAGAGCUUCAAAGACAAGCAACGCCAGCUCAUGGCGAUGCGUGAGGAAUACGACAGGAUACAGAAGAAGAUGAAAGAAGAAAUGAAAACCGCGACGCCUUUUGACAAGAUACGCAGGUUCUUUUCCAAGGGAAAGAAAGACACGAAGGAAUCCGCCAGCGUUGCCAGCGACUUGCCUUCCGGCAAAUCCGAAAACGUCAAUGGUGGAUUAGUAGCUGAUCGCCGGCCUGUCAGUAGCUUAAGUCUUCGUAGUGUCUCUAGCUCGUCCUCGUCCGGUAGAAUGAGCACCGUCAGCGGGUGCAGCGGCACGAGCUUGGGCGAUAGCGGGACCCACUCCGACUCCGAAGAGAGAAGACUGCAGAAUCUCAGGGACGAGAAGGCGUCCGGUAUGACGUCCUACGAGAUACCACCUGCGCCUAAACCGUUCACGGGCAGGUAUUCACCUGCGCCCGGGUAUUCCCCGUCGCCGGGUGUCUCCGUCACACGCGACCUCGACCUCCGGCCGGCGCGGUCGCCGUCCCGGGCCGACGACAACGAAUACUACAUCGCGUUCCCACCGUCGGGAUUACCCGUUCACGCGUUCAAAGCGGACGGCUCGCCGCGGGAACCGAACACACCGAGCUCGCCCUCGCCCGCGUGCGAACGCACCAAGUGUCUCGACUUCGCGCAGAACAUCGUUGUUCCGUCGAACAAGCAGGAGGACGGGACCGAGGCGACGCGGCGGCGGCGGCACGUCGGCAACGACGGCUACACGAACAUCGAGCCGACGUCGUCAACGAGGAGUUCUCCCUCGGACUCGGCUCGCGUCCCGGAUCGCAAUGAAUCAACGUCCGUUGAUCCCGUCAAUUCGGCCCGCGCGAACGAGGGGAUCACGAGGGAACGUCGUGGCGAUGCCGACGAAGUCUCCGAGACGUGUCACCCUGAGGACACCUUGAGGACGGUGCUCGCGCAAUCGGCUGCCGUCGACGAGGUCGAUUCCGUCGCCCGAAGCACCGAACAGGACAACGCGGUGAAAUAUGAGCAAGCAUACCCGCCGGCGGGCUCGACAAAGCAUACGAAUAUCGAGGCCGGCGAGAACGGCAGAAUGCCGGAAUAUAUGAACCUCGCCGUUAAUAUGGGUCACGACUCCGCCAAAGUCCUUGGCGCCAUACCAAAGAAACUGCCCGCGCCGCCUGUGCCGCCGAGAGUCACGACUAAGAAGUAGGAACCGGAAAUCGAUGCGAACGCGCAAGUGUUUCUUGACACUUAACCUGUGUACGUGGUGUGACAUGUCAGCCUUUUUGCGUAUUAAGCCGCGAUUGAACUUUCAACGACUAUCAACGACUAAAACUCAGAUCAGUUGACAUUAAUCACCGAGACUCAUCUGUGUAUCUUUCUCUUUCGUAUCCUCGUUAAGUAUAUAUACUCGUUAAGUAUACGUAGUUACGUAGUUUAGAUAUGUCGAAGGAAAUACUCUUUACAUGGCCACGACAUUAGUAUAUAAUUACUGUAUCGUUCUUCUGCUCGUCUUCAGAAAAAAAGAAUUCGCGAAUCCAUUCGCCCUAUGUUAGUCGUACAAAAGCAGCAACAUUAAUUGAAUAAUUAGCACGUAAUAAUAUAAUUAGUUAAAAAAGAUGUUACAAUUAUAGAUGCCUCGAUUAUAAAAAAAUUAGUCCGAUUAAGUUUUCAAAGAAAUACACCGCGCUAUUUUUGCACGCAGCGGAAACGACGUUUAUACCAAGUACCAAGGACGCAUUUAUCUUUAAUUUUAAGAACGACGCGUGAUUCGCGGAUGUUUUAUACAAUUUUAUAUUACUCCCGCCGAA
Messenger RNA from Harpegnathos saltator (Jerdon's jumping ant), 6048 nucleotides. RefSeq names its product DBB domain-containing protein stumps (gene stumps). Gene Ontology annotation, cellular component: cytosol. The transcript is spliced from 18 exons. The record is from RefSeq and is a predicted model, not a curated record. NCBI's taxonomy places the organism in Eukaryota, Metazoa, Arthropoda, Insecta, Hymenoptera, Formicidae. Bases 1410 to 5447 code for a protein of 1345 amino acids. Gene Ontology annotation, molecular function: transmembrane receptor protein tyrosine kinase adaptor activity; fibroblast growth factor receptor binding.